Molecule: messenger RNA, 723 nt
Organism: Dovyalis caffra
Lineage: Eukaryota; Viridiplantae; Streptophyta; Magnoliopsida; Malpighiales; Salicaceae
Source: the annotation of a GenBank genome assembly
AUGGUACUUCCGGAGGUUAGGUUUCCGAAGAUAACUACCCUGGCGAGGGUAAUCGGCAUGUUGGUGGCUGCUUUUGUAUUAAUUUGGACCUUCCAUUUCAGAGGAGGCUUGGCUCUUUCCUCUGACGACAAAAGCCUCAUCUUCAAUGUGCAUCCUGUUAUGCUUGUGAUCGGCCUUGUUCUCCUGAAUGGUGAAGCGAUGCUAGCUUACAAGACUGUAUCAGGAACUAAAAGUUUCAGAAAGAUAGUGCAUCUGACAAUACAAUCUAUGGCAUUUUGUUUAAGCCUGAUAGGAGUCUGGGCUGCUUUUAAGUUCCACAGUGAGAAGGGCAUUGACCAUUUCUACACUCUGCAUUCAUGGCUGGGCUUAACUUGUCUAUUCCUCUUUGGCAUUCAGUGGGCUGCUGGCUUUUACACAUUUUGGUACCCUGGUGGCUCUGCAAGUGGUAGAGCUGCUCUACUUCCCUGGCAUGUAUUCUUCGGGAUUUAUAUAUAUGCAGUUGCUGUUGCCACUACUGCUACGGGAAUUCUAGAGAAAGUUACAUUCUUGCAAACACACAACAUAAUAUCUCGCUACUCCACAGAGGCUUUUUUGGUGAAUUCUCUGGGUAUGCUGGUUGUUGUUCUAGGUGGUUGUGUAAUUCUUGCUGUAGUUACACCUACGAAUGGUAAAGGUGAUGCUUUUAGAACACAAGAUUAUCAAAUGGUCCAUCCAUCUGUGUGA